Messenger RNA from Vitis riparia (riverbank grape), 1089 nucleotides. RefSeq lists its product as uncharacterized. The coding region runs from base 1 to 1089 and encodes 362 amino acids. Gene Ontology annotation, cellular component: membrane. The record is from RefSeq and is a predicted model, not a curated record. The transcript has a single exon. Lineage: Eukaryota; Viridiplantae; Streptophyta; Magnoliopsida; Vitales; Vitaceae.
AUGACCAUUAUCGUCAAUGUUAUUGUCACUGUCACCGUCAUCAUUUCUGUGGCUGUUAUUGUUAACAUUAUUGUUAUCGUUACCAUCACCGUUACCGUUUGUGUAAUCGUUACCAUUACCAUCACCGUUACUGCCACCGUCACCAUUAUUAUCACUGUUUCAAUUACCUUUACCGUUACUGAUACAAUUACCAUCAUCGUUAUUGUUACUGUUACCGUUACUAUUACCGUCACCGUUACCAUUACCAUUAUCGUUACUGAUACACUUACUGUUACCAUUACCGUCACUAUUACCAUUAACGUCAUUGUCCCCAUUAGCAUUAUUGUUACUGUCACCGUCACCGUUACUGUUAUCAUCACCAUAAUUGUUACCGUGACCAUUACCAUGACAAGUAUAGUUAUCGUCACCAUUACUAUCACCAUGACCAUCACUGUUACCGUCACUAUGACCAUCUCCAUCAUCGUUAGCGUAAUCGUCAUGGUCAUGGUCACGGUCACCAUUACUGUAACCAUCAUGGUCACAAUCACCGUCAUUGUCACAGUGACAAUCAAUGUUACAAUCACUGCUAGUGUCACCGUUACCGUUACCAUUACCAUUACCGUUAUCGUUAUCGUCACCAUUAUUGUCCCUGUUACUCUCACCGUUAUCGUUAUUGUUACCAUCGCCGUUACUGUCACCGUUACCGAUAUUGUUACUAUCACCUUCACCUUCACCGUUAUCAUUACCGUUACCGUUACCCUUACCAUUAUCGUAACCAUUACUAUCAUCGUUAUUGUCACCAUCAUCGUUACCGUCACCGUUACCAUUACUGUCACUAUUACCGUUACCGUUAUUGUAACCAUUACUAUCGUCGUUACUGUCACCAUCACCGUUAGAGUUACCGUUACAGUUACCAUUACCGUUACAAUUACCAUUACCGUCACUAUAACCGUUAUAGUUAUCAUCACCAUUACCAUUAUUGUCAUAGUUAUAGUCACCAUGACUGUCACCGUUGUAGUCACCAUUAAAGUCAUCAUAACCGUUACCGUAACCGUUUCUGUCACUGUUAUUGUGACUAUUAUCGUUACUGUUAUUGUCAUCAUUAUGUGA